AUGUCCUAUGAAGACGAAGACUAUUUCCUCCCACUUGAAGACCAGCGCGUCUUUGGCGCAGGCAUCACGCGAAAGCGUGUUCCUUUCGUAAAAUCAUCUGAGUUGUCGACGCUCACUUCCUCCGCGCCCGCCACGCCCGCUUCCACGGGGUCUAGCAUAGCAAACACAUACCUCUCGAUUGUCAUGCCAAAGGCGUCAGUCUCAGACUCAAACUCUGCCACAGCGCCAAUAUCAGAAACGUCUUCUGUCACCGCCGAAUCUGUCGUGAACACCCCCGCGAACACCACCGCUGACGACCGCAGCCAUUCCGCACCUCCCCGGCCAACCUCAAACACGCCUUCAACAUGCGAAGUCUGCAAUCUCCCACUCGCUUCCUCUUCCUCUGGAACACAAGACGACAAACUUCAUGAAUCAUCCAUUGCACAUCAAGUCUGUCUUACUCAUUCUCAUCCGCCUUCUCACCUUGAUCGAACCAGUCACGGACUUCGAUACCUUGAGUCUUACGGCUGGAAUCCAGAUAGCCGGCUAGGCCUCGGAGCUACGGGGCGGGAGGGGAUUAGAGAACCGUUGAAGGGGAAGUUGAAGGCUGAUACGGUGGGACUGGGGGCUGUCCUUCCCUCUCCUGUGUCUGUGGAGAAGAGGAAAAAGGACAAGAUUCAAAAGUUGAAUGCGAAGCAAGUUAGGAAGGGGCAUAUGGACGCGAGGAAGAAGGGCGAGAAGCUACGGGAGAUAUUUUAUCAGGAUGAUGAUGUGCUGAGGUACCUCGGUGCCGGGUGA
Molecule: messenger RNA, 777 nt
Organism: Aspergillus mulundensis
Lineage: Eukaryota; Fungi; Ascomycota; Eurotiomycetes; Eurotiales; Aspergillaceae
Product: putative G-patch domain protein
Exons: 1
Coding region: 1-777 (258 amino acids)
Molecular function (GO): nucleic acid binding
Source: RefSeq, a predicted model, not a curated record